Molecule: messenger RNA, 6012 nt
Organism: Melanotaenia boesemani (Boeseman's rainbowfish)
Lineage: Eukaryota; Metazoa; Chordata; Actinopteri; Atheriniformes; Melanotaeniidae
Gene: mapk8ip3
Product: mitogen-activated protein kinase 8 interacting protein 3
Exons: 34
Coding region: 707-4786 (1359 amino acids)
Biological process (GO): vesicle-mediated transport
Cellular component (GO): cytoplasm
Molecular function (GO): kinesin binding; signaling receptor complex adaptor activity; JUN kinase binding
Source: RefSeq, a predicted model, not a curated record
CAGGGUCGGUCAGCUGGCUCAUCCAUCUGAACAGCAGGGAGAGCCUCUCCCAAAGGGAGACAUCACCAUCAACGCCCGUCUGCCCAGCAGCAUCGGCGGCCCGCCGGAAGAGGGGGGGAUAUGGAACAAACUAUACUAUAGUGACGAUUCGGGCGUCGGCUGUAAUCGGGAGAUUUAGAUUAUUUAUUUAACUAUUUAUUUAUUUAUUUUCCCUGCCAGUAAUGGCUGGGGUCCAUGGCUGCGGCUGCUGAGAGGCAGGUGCAACAUCAUCGUCGAAAGCAUUUCGUUCCUCGGCAUGGACUCGGCGAGGGCCGAACUACCGGCCGGAUCACUACACAUCCACUGCUGCCGGGAUCAGAGGGGCUCCACGGGAGUGGAGCAAUAGCUGGGCCGCUUCUGGAGGCGAAAGCCUGUGACUAUGGUGGAGCAGGAGGGGGCACUCUUCAGAUCAAAAUAUUGAAACCAAUUAUUUUAUGUUUCGAGCUCAAGGUUAUGCGUACACACCAGCACGCUGCCCUUAUUUGGUAAAUCGGCGUUGCUGCAAAAUGGCAUAAAUACUUUUUGUUGCCUGUUUAAAGAAAGACUGUGAAUUAAUGUUCCCUUUCUCCUGUACUGAGAGGAUUCAAACACAGUGACAGUCUCGCCUUAUAGGCCUGGAAAUUAGUUGAGCGCAGCCUCGUCUGGAUAACCGGUUCCAGGUGCCAAGAUGAUGGAGCUACAGAUAGACGAGGUGGUCUACCAGGACGACUACGGGUCCGGCACCGUGAUGUCGGAGCGGGUGUCGGGCCUGGCCAGCAGCAUCUACCGGGAAUUCGAGCGGCUGAUACGCAGCUAUGACGAGGAGGUGGUGAAGGAGCUGAUGCCGCUGGUUGUUAACGUCCUAGAAAACCUGGACGCGGUGCUCAGCGAGAACCAGGAGCACGAAGUGGAGCUCGAGCUGCUGAAGGAGGACAACGAGCAGCUCAUCACCCAGUAUGAAAGGGAGAAAUCGCUGCGUAAGCAGGCGGAGGAGAAAUUCAUUGAAUUUGAGGAUUCGCUGGAAGCUGAAAAGAAGGACUUGCAGAUGCAGGUGGAGUCUCUGGAGCUGCAUGCGAAACAACUGGAGCUCAAGUCAAAGAACUAUUCUGACCAGAUCACUCGUCUGGAAGAGCGAGAAUCAGACCUAAAGAAAGAGUAUAACGCUCUUCACCAACGCCACACUGAGAUGAUUCAGACAUACGUUGAACAUAUAGAACGGUCCAAAAUGCAGCAGGCAGGGAGUAACAGCCAAUCAGAAGGCCCCGGCUGUGGACGAACUCAACGCCACACAUGGAGGAAAAGCAGCAAAGCGGAGCGCCCGCCGUCGUUGAGCCUGUACCCCAGCGGCGAAGGAAUGGUACGUGGGGGUCUCGGGGGGGCUAGGAUGAUGCCCGGGAAAGACAUCUGGCAGGUCAGCGAGCUCGGCCAUUCUACCUUCAGCUCUGCCUAUCAGGAGGAUGGAUCAGAGUCCGACUCGGUGGCAGCCACACCCAGCAGCACGGGAAGCAAGUCCAACACACCCACCUCCUCUGUCCCCUCGGCCACUGUCACCCCCAUCAACGAAGGCUUCCACCCUCACACCGAUUUUGACGUAAUGCGUGCUGGGAACCGCAGAAAAAGCGGCAAGCGCCUCAGUCGGAAUAUGGAAGUGCAAGUUUCCCAGGAAACCAGGAAUGUCAGCAUUGGGAUGGGAAGCAGUGAUGAGUGGUCGGAAUUUCAGGAGAUCAUCGAUUCUACCCCUGAGCUGGAAAUGUGCGUGGAUCCUCGAGUUUAUGGUGGAGGAAACAGCCCCUCUCAGGGCAUAGUAAACGAGGCUUUCGGCAUCAACACAGACUCUCUGUACCACGAAAUCAAAGAUGCCAAGUCGGACAUCAUUGGGGAUGUGGAUGCAGGCGCCGAGCUACUAGGCGAGUUCUCAGUCCGUGAUGAUUUCUUCGGGAUGGGCAAGGAAGUGGAGAACCUGCUGACGGAGAACAAACAGCUUCUAGAGACCAAAAAUGCUCUCAAUAUUGUGAAAAAUGACCUUAUUGCCAAAGUGGAUGAGCUAUCGGGCGAGCAGGAGGUACUGAGGGAGGAACUGGAGGCAGUGCGGCAAUCCAAGAACAAGGUGGAUGCCCGAGUCAAGGAACUGGAAGAAGAACUCAAGAGGUUACGAGCAGAGGCUCUUGGAGCAUCUCGGGACUCAAAGGAUGAAGGAAGUGAUGAUUUUUCAUCACCCAUGCAAGAUGGGGACAUGACAAUGACCCAGCGGCGGCGGUUCACUCGGGUAGAAAUGGCCCGUGUUCUGAUGGAGAGGAACCAGUACAAAGAGAGACUGAUGGAGCUGCAGGAGGCUGUGCGGUGGACAGAGAUGAUCAGGGCGUCCCGGGAGAGUCCACCAAUCCAAGAAAAAAAGAAAUCCACCAUCUGGCAGUUCUUUGCACGUCUCUUCAGCUCAUCGUCAAGCCCUCCGCCCGUCAAGCGGCCGUAUUACAGCGUCAACAUCCAUUACAAGUCUCCCUCGCCAGCCGGUUUCACUCAGCGACGCAGCCACACUAUGUGUCAGAUCUCCACCUCCAACCGCACGCUGGAGUUCUUCCCUGAAGAACUGGCCAGUAACGGUGUUGCGUCUCUCCUCAGUGACUCGGCACUGAUGGCCCGCCGAGAGCAGCGCCGUGAACAGUACAGGCAGGUGCGUGAGCACAUGCGCCGCGAUGACGGCAUUAUGCAGGCCUGUGGCUGGAGUGUGCCAUCUCGCUUCAAACAGACUGGUGGUCAGAUGGACAGCGCUAAGGACAGCCCGCUGAAGAGACAACAGACCACCAAUGAGAAAGAUGAUAACCGCAUGAAGAAUGUUCCUGUCCCAGUGUACUGUCGCCCUCUGGUGGAGAAAGACCCCAACAGGAAGUUGUGGUGUGCAGCAGGAGUGGAUCUAACAGGAUGGCGGGUCAGCAGCCAGGAAGCACCAGCCAAGGCAGCAUCGGGCAGCAGUGAUCCCCUUCAUGCUGAGGACAACGGAGCCGACAAGAAGAACAGCCAAACAUCCCCCGAGAAGAGAAAGUCAAAAGAGCUUCAGGAGACAGACAGCAUGAACAGUCGAGUGUGGAUCCUAACCAGCACCCACUCUGCCAGCAAGGUGGUCAUCAUCGAUGCCAACCAGCCAGGCUCACUAGUCGACCAGUUCAACGUCUGCAACGCCCACGUUCUCUGCAUCUCUAGUGUGCCAGCUGCAAGUGAGAGUGAUUAUCCAGCAGGAGAAAUAGUGUUGGAUCCAGGAGACGGUGGAGCAGGGGGUGGGGAGGACACUAGUGGGGUGGAGGGUAUGUUGGCCGGCAUCACACUUGUUGGCUGUGCCACCAACUGCAGCGUUGCCCGUAGUAACUGCUCAUCGCGCACUGACACGCCCAUAGUGGACAAAGGACAAGCUCCCACUGCUCCCCCUAUGAAUGGGAAGAUUCACCCCGCCCAGUCAGCUGAGGAAGCUACAGAGGCCACAGAGGUCCCGGAGUCAACAGCUAACCACACAGAAUUGGGAUCUGGACCUCCAGGACCAUUUACUGAGCAUGUCUUCACAGAUCCUCAACCUCGUCCAGCAGAUGCCUUCGACAGGAGCACAGGCCAGUCCAAAGAGGAAUCCUCUCACCCUACAGAGGCAGAGGAAGGAGGAGAAGAGGCCAAAAACUACACCAGCGUGGCCCCCACCAUGUGGCUUGGGGCCCAGAAUGGCUGGCUUUAUGUCCACUCAGCUGUUGGAAACUGGAAGAAGUGUCUCCACUCCAUCAAACUGAAAGAUUCUGUGCUCAGUCUGGUGCACGUGAAAGGUCGUGUGCUGGUUGCCCUUGCUGAUGGGACACUCGCUAUAUUCCACAGAUCAGAAGAUGGUCAGUGGGAUUUAUCUAACUACCAUCUGAUGGAUCUCGGUAGACCUCAUCACUCCAUCCGCUGCAUGGCUGUAGUCCAUGAUAAAGUGUGGUGCGGCUACAAGAACAAGAUUCACGUGAUUCAGCCCAAAAGCAUGCAGAUUGAGAAGUCCUUUGAUGCCCACCCUCGCAGGGAAAGUCAGGUGCGGCAGCUGGCGUGGAUUGGUGAUGGUGUGUGGGUGUCUAUCCGGCUAGAUUCAACUUUGCGUCUGUACCAUGCACACACACACCAGCACCUCCAGGAUGUAGACAUUGAGCCGUACGUCAGCAAAAUGUUGGGUACUGGCAAGCUUGGCUUCUCGUUUGUGCGAAUCACAGCCCUUCUGAUUGGUGGAAAUCGCCUCUGGGUGGGAACUGGAAACGGUGUGAUCAUCUCAAUCCCUCUGACAGAAACGGUGGUCCUUCACCGGGGACAGCUCCUGGGUUUGAGGGCCAAUAAAGUGUCUCCAACAUCCUCCGGUGGGGUAAUCCACGUGUACGGCGACGACGGCUCUGAGAAGAGCAGCGGCAGCUUCAUCCCUUACUGCUCAAUGGCACAAGCCCAGCUCUGUUUCCAUGGACACCGUGAUGCUGUGAAGUUCUUUGUCUCUGUACCAGGCAAUGUUUUGGCCACCCUAAACGGCAGUGUUCUGGACAGUCCAUCAGAAGGGCAGAACUCCUCCGCACCCACAGAGACCGAGGCGCAAAGUGUUCACAAUGUGUUGGUGCUGAGCGGAGGAGAGGGCUACAUCGACUUCCGCAUUGGUGAUGGUGAAGAUGAUGAGACAGAGGAAGGAGAGAAUGGUGGAGCCUCGCAGAUGAAACCUGCUUUGAGCAAAGCUGAGCGAAGCCACAUCAUUGUCUGGCAGGUGUCUUACAUACCUGAGUGACACCUAGAUCUGCUUUAACACCCCACCCAUCCACCUGUUUAAUGAAGUCUCUUCCUCCUCCCCAGAAGCUUCCAGCCACCCAAACCUUGUAAUUAUCCCUGAUCAUGUAAAAGUUCCCCUUUGGCUCAAAAAAAACAAAAAAAAAUCCAACUCUCUGAACUGCAUUGCUCCUUGUAACUAUUAUAUCUCCUCCUGCCCCUUCACCUUGUAACUCCGAUGCCUUGGAAGUACCUCCUUUGAUCUAGUUAUCUGCCUGCCAUCCUGUUUGUCCCACACAGGGCAUUGUAACUAUCAUCAUGAGCCUUGUAACCCAGCUUCAUUACUACCUCCCUCCUCUUUAUCGAUCUCAUACUCACUUUGAAAACACACUGUAUUCUCCUGUAUUUACCUCGAUUGUCCUGCAUUGGCCCCAGAGUUGCUCCUCAUCUUCUUCCAGUUAGUUUGUCAUCUGUGAAAACUCCAGCUCAUUUCAAAGCCAAACCCAGACCCCCAACACGCGUCAAAAAAUAAAUAACUAAAAAGAAGAGCAACUGGUAUGGCAAUCUGAAUGAAGACACUGACAUUUCCAUCAGAAAGCAGGUCAACAAGCUAAUCAGCUAUUGGUAACCAUUUAUCCCAUUAAUGGACACAAACGCCACAAGAUCAUGGCUCAACAUAAUCUUUGACAAUGUGUGUAAGUGAACAGUAUCCUUAAGCCUUGUUUACCUUUACAAAUGGUGUUAAAGGUAAAUGUGCUUGACUGUUAAAAUGUGGAGGAUGAGAUGAGCAGUUAUGGACAAAAUAGGAUGUUAAAACUAUCCAAUAAGUAACAGAUGUUGGGUUUCGUUUGGCUGAAAAACUUUGCAUUGCAGCUCUCAGUCAUAUUUAUUUAAGCGGUACUGAUUCAGGACGUUUUGCAGUGUGUGGUUAGAAACACCAGGAAAUACCUGGUGCACCUGCAGCAGCCUGCUUUGAGUCAAAGGUCAGAGCACGUCCAUAUCCCUUGAAAGUGGUUGAGUUUAAUGUCAGUACUUCACUCUUUUCUCUCUGACUGGCUGCUAAUGGGACAGUUCCUUGUGGAGCAGGUAAACGGUGGCAUGUUGUUAUGAUAUGUACAGGGAUCACUGUAAAUCUCCAGACGCACUGAAGCCCAUCCUCUUUGUUCAAUAUGGAAAUUUGUGCAUUGAUCUCUAUCUGUGUGACUUAAAUAUUAAACAUAUUUGUGUGCUUAAAGCAAACAAGUUGAA